Paramormyrops kingsleyae is the source of this 1683-nucleotide messenger RNA. Its product is annotated as potassium voltage-gated channel subfamily A member 10-like. Gene Ontology annotation, molecular function: protein binding; delayed rectifier potassium channel activity. The record is from RefSeq and is a predicted model, not a curated record. Lineage: Eukaryota; Metazoa; Chordata; Actinopteri; Osteoglossiformes; Mormyridae. Gene Ontology annotation, cellular component: membrane; voltage-gated potassium channel complex. Gene Ontology annotation, biological process: action potential; potassium ion transmembrane transport; protein homooligomerization.
AUGGAGGUGGCGCUUGUUGACUUUGAGAACCUGGAUGAGGUCGGAGUCAGCAUAGGAGACCCCGGUGACGUGGACCCGCCCACUGAGACAGCAUCACUCACGGCAACAUCCAAUCAAAGCCAUGGCAACAGUCAUCAGCACAUCCUGCAGAACAGUGGGAACAGGGCACAGCAGACCGGCGAACAGGGAUUUUCACCCACAAUGCCCCACACGCAGACUAGGAGAGGACGUCCUAGCUGUGGCAGCCUCAUCUCCAACUGGAAGGUUCUACUAAACAGCGAUGGGUCGCAAAGUGAGACUAUAUACAAUAAGCUGUCUAAGGAGUGCGGCGAUGGCCUGUUCAGGGAGAAGCAAGCUUUGGAUGAGGGGAACCAGAAAGUCAUCAUCAACAUUGCAGGCCUGCGUUUUGAGACCCAGCUCAAGACCCUGAACCAGUUCCCAGAAACUCUGCUGGGGGACCCUUUGAAACGGAUUGGCUACUUUGAUCCCAUGAGGAAUGAAUACUUCUUUGACCGCAAUCGUCCCAGUUUCGAUGGGAUUUUGUACUACUAUCAGUCUGGGGGAAAGAUUCGGAGGCCAGCUAACGUUCCCUUGGACAUAUUUGCAGAUGAAAUAACCUUCUAUGAGCUCGGCAAUGAAGCUAUGGAGCAGUUUAAAGAAGAUGAAGGAUUCAUUAAAGACGCAGAGGUGCCCUUGCCUGCCAAUGAGAUUCAUCGUCAGUUUUGGCUUCUAUUCGAGUACCCAGAAAGCUCCAGUGCUGCCAGAUCAGUGGCGCUCGUCUCUGUCUUAGUCAUUGUUAUUUCCAUCAUCAUUUUCUGCCUGGAGACACUGCCAGAGUUUCGUGACGAAAUGGGAGACUUCCAAGCCAUCGCCGAGUUUGCCAAUCAGACGCAGGACGGCCCCAUCUCCGUCUCCCCUCCAAGUGCCAGCCGCAAGUCUCUCGCUGCCACCCUCACUGACCCCUUCUUCAUCGUCGAGACCAUUUGCAUCAUCUGGUUCUGCUUUGAGCUUUCUGUUCGUUUCAUCGUGUGUCCCAGCAAAAAGGAAUUCUUCAACAACAUCAUGAAUAUGAUUGACAUUGUCUCCAUCACCCCUUACUUUAUCACCUUGGGGACAGAGGUGUUGACGACACCGGAUGCAAAUUCCGCUCAGAAUAUGUCCCUGGCCAUUCUGCGCAUUGUCCGCCUUGUAAGGGUGUUCCGAAUCUUCAAGCUAUCCCGGCACUCCAAGGGACUGCAGAUCCUGGGCCAGACCUUGAAAGCCAGUAUGCGUGAGCUUGGUCUGCUCAUCUUCUUCCUCUUCAUUGGAGUCAUUCUUUUCUCCAGCGCCAUCUACUUUGCCGAAGUAGACGAACCUCAGACACAAUUUGUCAGUAUCCCUGAGGGCUUCUGGUGGGCCGUAGUGACCAUGACCACAGUUGGCUAUGGAGACAUGUGCCCUAUAACCAUGGGAGGAAAAAUGGUGGGCACUUUGUGUGCCAUCGCCGGCGUGCUGACCAUCGCCCUGCCCGUGCCCGUCAUUGUCUCCAACUUCAACUACUUCUACCACCGUGAGACAGAACAGGUGGAGAAGCAGGCUUUGGACACGAGCACAGAGGCAAGCGGGAAAACAGGGGGUGCCUCAAAGCACGUCAGUACCAAUGGCAGCUCCACGGCUGACAACUCCAAUAAUGAGAAGCACUGA